GAGCAGGUGCCAUUAGAACCUCUAGACCUCAUCCCGUGCAAGAAGAUGUGUUUUUUAUGUUAAUGUGAGUAGUUUACCUUGGUUAAAGUAGUUAAAUGUUGGUGGUCGGUUGGCUGGUGCGUAAACGCGCUGGCCCCUGUGGUCUCAGCUGAGUGUGGGUGGUUCACGCCCUGUGCGUCACCGCGCUGAAACCUCUUUUACUCCUUCAGUCUCGUCUUGCUUCUGUCACUUCCCCCGAUCGUAGCUGCCAGCAGAACCGCUCCAAUGGGUUUCUUCUCAACACGGAAGAUUUCACAACUUUUAGUCUAAGGUACACAGGAAAAAGUCCGUCCUCGCAGAGCUGCCGGUAAAAUGGCACAGCAGUACUUAAGCUGCCAUUAUAAUGAGUCCAUGGGCUUCUUCUACAACAACAGUGGACAGAAAGAUGAAUGGGACAAAACGCAGCUCAUCCUGGUCCAAGUUGUGGGUUCUCUCUUCUGCUUCUUCAUCCUGGCAGCCAACUCUUUGGUCAUAGCUGCUGUCAUCACCAACAGGAAAUUUCACUUUCCUUUCUACUACCUUCUGUCAAACCUCGCUGCCUCGGACUUCCUCGCAGGCAUAGCUUACGUUUACCUCAUGUUUAACACAGGUAAUGUGUCGAGGACGCUUUCAGUCACACAUUACUUUGUCCGCCAAGGACUGCUGGAUGUCAGCCUCUCAGCCUCGCUCGCUAACCUACUUGUCAUAGCUCUGGAGCGCUACAUUUCUGUUCUUAACUGGAAAGUUCAUAGCAACCUGACAAAAAGGAGGGUAACCCUGCUGAUCUUUGCAGUUUGGACCAUCUCCAUAAUAAUGGGCGCUGUGCCCAGCCUGGGCUGGAACUGUAUCUGCAGCCUCGAUACCUGCUCCCAGCUUGCUCCCCUCUUCAGCAGGAGCUACUUGGUCUUCUGGUCGAUUUCCAACUUGGUUGUUUUCAUCGUUAUGGUGGUCGUCUACACGAGAAUCUUCCUCUACGUAAAGAGGAAGACAGCAACGCUCUCAAAGCACACUAACAGCUCAGUCAACCGCAAGAAGACUCCCAUCAAGCUCAUCAAGACAGUCAUGGUAGUGAUUGGGGCUUUUGUGAUUUGCUGGACUCCCGGGCUGGUGGUCCUACUAAUGGACGGUGUCGACUGUCGCAGCUGUGAGGUCAUGAAAGCGAAACGCGUGCUGCUCCUGCUGGCCGUAGCCAACUCAGUCAUGAACCCUUGUAUCUACUCCUACAAGGAUGAGGAAAUGUGGAAGACUAUCAAAAGCCUCUUGUGCUGCAUCUGCACCAACAGACGUCUCAAGCGCUCAUUGCAAUCCACCACCAGGUCUCUGAACUCUGGUCCUGAUACAGGCAACAGUCAGCCGUCCUCUGAGGAAACGAAAAACGACGAACAAGAACUUUGUAACAAAUGAAAUGGACGCGUUGGGAUGAAUCUGCUGAGCCUGUGCCCUGAUUGGAGUUUGUGUGCAUGAAGAAGAUGCAAACUGGAGUUGACUUGAAAAAGAGGCUUGAUUUCACACCCCCAGCCAUCCUCUGCAGUUUGUGCUUUUACACAGACACUUUUCUUACUAAGAUACUGCGAACCAUUUGGUCCAGUUAGGAGCUGGAGUCAUGUUUCAACCGAGAUAAGAAAAUGUCACGCACCACUAAAUCCCUAAUGGCUGUAAAGAUGUUUUAUCGGUAUUAUGUAUCUUAACUCCAUGUUUGUGUAAUGGAAGAUUCCACUUACUGUAUUCUAAUGGCUGACAAAAGAAGUGUAAACAAACCCUUUUUACUUCUGGUAGAGUUGAAAACAUCUACUUUCUCCCUUGUAUACCUUUUUGAUAUAAUCCUGCUUAUUUGAUGCAUGUGUCGUUUUGAGUACUACAGUGGAAGAAGUAAAAAGGCUGAUUUCCUUUUAUUUUAUACCUUUUUUUCACUUUUUUUAGAAGCUGAACAUGGUUUUUAGAUAAUUGCAAGAAUAAAACACUUUAACUGCUGUACUGUAACACUACUUGAAUACAGAGUGAGAUGUUAUUUGUAAUAGAUCAAUUCGACCUUUCUGCCGUUAUUGCUGCUGGCUGUUUAGAUCAGUUCACUUUGUUAAAUAUGAAACAUUUCUGCCUUCGACACACUUUUCUUGCAGCAACAACUGCUCCGCCUCUCUGGCUGCACCUAGCUCCUCACCUGAACAUGUCAAAGGUGAAGACAGAUGUUGCAUCACACUGGAUUUUUUUUUUUUUUUUUUUUGCUGGAGACUCCGCUCACAUUCUGUGUAAUUUGAGAGGAUGUGGCACCCUCACCAAGCCCUGCUAACAGACUCUGUUACUAAAUCAUUGACACAGUUCAUAUGACUUUUCAUCACAUGUACAGUAUUUAUGCCUGUCCUGCUGUAAAGGACCUGAUGUAAUCGAGAAUAUUUUAUUAUUAUUUUUGAGUGUAGCCUUUUGGCCUAGUGACUGGAAAGAUUUAACCCUCACUAGUCUGUUUAUAGACCUGAACUUUGCCGUACACGUUCACUCCUGUGCACUCUGAACUUUUCAAAUCAUAAACUUUUAUGUAAUAUAGUCAGUUUUUUUUACGUUUUUUGUGUGUAAAUCAAACCUUGACAAAUGUAUAUUUUUCUCUUUGAAUUCAAUAAUGAAAUGAUAUAAAGAAAUUGAAAAA
Messenger RNA from Nothobranchius furzeri (turquoise killifish), 2656 nucleotides. RefSeq names its product lysophosphatidic acid receptor 3 (gene lpar3). Gene Ontology annotation, molecular function: lysophosphatidic acid receptor activity. Gene Ontology annotation, biological process: regulation of metabolic process; adenylate cyclase-activating G protein-coupled receptor signaling pathway. The record is from RefSeq and is a predicted model, not a curated record. Gene Ontology annotation, cellular component: cytoplasm; plasma membrane. NCBI's taxonomy places the organism in Eukaryota, Metazoa, Chordata, Actinopteri, Cyprinodontiformes, Nothobranchiidae.